Molecule: messenger RNA, 1338 nt
Organism: Priapulus caudatus
Lineage: Eukaryota; Metazoa; Priapulida; Priapulimorpha; Priapulimorphida; Priapulidae
Exons: 3
Coding region: 1-1338 (445 amino acids)
Molecular function (GO): protein binding
Source: RefSeq, a predicted model, not a curated record
AUGGCUCAGCUGCACCGCUUCGUUCGCGUCUGCGAUCGCCAGAACACUCAGAUCUUCACCUUCCUUCUCUCGCGCAAGGUCACGCGACCUUUGACCCCUGACAUCUUCACUCGCGACUUCAUCUACGGUUACCACCGCUGGUGUCUGUCGUUCGUGCGCACGGAGAAGCACAUCAGCGUCUUCCUCAUCCUGCGUGACGUCAGCGACGGCGUCAUCGUCACGCUCGACUACUCCGUCUCGCUGCUGCAUCGUCACCACUUCAGUAAGAACGAGACGUUCUCGUUGCGCGCCUGUCGCUUCUGUCGCGAACAGGACACGCACGGACGCAAGGUGUUUGUGAGUCUGGACGAGUUGCUCGGAGCGAAGUACACGGAUGGGAACAACGAGUACCUCGUCGAGUUGUGCAUGAAGAACGUGCGAAGUACGUACGAACACGUGCUGCCCGUCGGUGGCGCCACCUGCGAUCCGCAACCGCGCUCUCACGGAACCCCCAGGAAGUACGAAUCGACGUAUUUCACGUUCGGGAACUACGACUGGAGCGUUUGUCUGUUCCCGAACGGCGACAGCAACCAGGGUAAACCUCUGAUCUGUCUCACGCGCCACACGCACUUCGAGCACCCGUGCAAACUGCGCUACACGCUUACCCUGGGAGAAGGAGACCGUUGCAUGGCCUCCGAUACGAUCGAACAUGUUUUUGACGUAACUGGAGCCGGAGAGGGGUACGUGCUAAAUAACAUCGACAUGGGUUCCCUCGUGCGACAACACAAGAUUAAGAUAAGCAUGGAAUUGUUAUCGGUUAGUACGAUCAGCGAGGUUAAAAUCCCGCUGCUGGAAAAGGGACGAAACUGUGCGCAGUGCUACGACAGGGAUAAGCAAGCGUGGGCGGUAGUGACCGAAUUUGAUAAGGGCGAGCUGAAACUGCUGCUCUUUUAUUCGGACGCUCGCAACGUGCCGCGCAAUUACGUGCGCUUCGUCUGCUGGAAGGCGUUCGUGGUGACAUCUAGCGGCAAUGAGUUGCCGGUGCUGGACGGGCCCUUCUCGAAGUACUACUGCCAGGGAUUAAACUGUGAAGACGGAUAUGAGAUGACGACGAGCGUACGCGAGAACGAGAAACCGGAUACACCUGAUGACCUCAUCCGCCCGCGUGACCUCAUCCUGCCGGCGCACAUCCGCCAGCAUCGGCGCCAUCUAGCGGCAGCCAAUGCUAAUAAGGUCGACAAGGAAGGAGGCAUCGGCAAAUCUCCAUAUGUAAACGUCAUCUACCUCUCCGCGAAUCAACGACUGCGCUACACGUUACGUCACGCCAUACGUCAUCGGCGAAAAAACAUUUCGAAGUGA